AUGGAGGACCCCGUCAUCCGCAUCCCCCCCUACCACUACGUCCACGUGCUGGACCUCAACAGCAACGUCACCCGCGUGGAGGUCGGGCCCCAAACCUACGUCCGCCAGGACCAUGAGAGGUGGGUGCUGUGGGGUGGGGGGGGCAUGUCUCUGGGCGUCACCCCACUGCAGGUGGUGCUGGCCGACACCGCCCUGCGCCUGCGGGCCCUGCUCGACUUCGAGGCCGAGGACGGGACGCGGGUGGUGGCGGGCGACGAGUGGCUCUUCGAGGGCCCCGGCACCUACGUCCCCCGCAAGGAGGUGGAGGUGGCCGAGACGCUGCAGGCCACCGUCAUCGGCCACAACCCGGGUGCCUACCUACCCGGGGUCUACGAGGAGGUGGUUGACGUCGUGGAUGCCUACAUCCUCACCGACAAGAAAGCCCUGCACCUGCGGGCGACGCGGACCUUCGAGGACGAGCGGGGCCGGGUGCGGCGGACGGGGGAGGAGUGGCUGGUGACCCAGGCCCAGAGCGAAGCGUACAUCCCCGAGGUGUUCGAGGAGGUGGUGGCUGAGGUGACGGUGACAACGGUGGGACCCCGGCAGUACUGCGUGGUGCUCGACCCCGUGGGGCCCGACGGGCAGCCCCAGCUGGGCCAGCAGCGCGUUAUCAAGGGGGAGAAGUCCUUCUUCCUGCAGCCAGGCGAGCGGCUCCAGGCUGGCAUCCAGGAUGUCUACGUGCUCUCCGAGGACGAGGGCCUGCUGCUCCAGGCGCUCCAGACCAUCAAGGACACCGAUGAGGAGGGGACGGAGGUGACGCGGCGGGCGGGUGACCGCUGGCUGGCCCGGGGCCCCCUCGAGUACGUGCCGCUGGCCGAGGUGGCCGUGCUGGAGCGACGCCGGGCCGUGCCCCUCGCUGACAACGAGGGCAUCUACGUGCGCGACAUCCGCACUGGCAAGGUGCGGGUGGUGACGGGCCAGACCUACAUGCUGACGGAGGCCGAGGAGCUGUGGGAGAAGGAGCUGCCCCCCGCAGUGGAGGCGCUGCUGGCCGAAGCCCAGGGAGGCACCCACGGCGCCGAUAUCGGGGGCCGCUCCUCCUCCAGCCCGGACCUCGGGGUCCCCCAACGUGACCGCACCCGCGCCGUCACCUACCAGGUCCCCCACAACGCCGCUGUGCAGGUCUACGACUACCGGGAGCGGCGAGCGCGGGUGGUGCUGGGCCCCGAGCUGGUGGUGCUGGGCCCCGGGGAGCAGCUGACGGUCCUGUCCCUCUCAGCCGGCCGCCCCAAGCGUCCCCACGCCCGCCGCAGCCUCUGCCCCCCCCUCGACCCCAAGGCCCUGGGGCGCCUCUUCAGCGUCCCCGACUUCGUGGGCGACGCCUGCAAGGCCCUGGCUUCCCGCGUGCGCGGUGCCGUGGCCGCCGUCACCUUUGACGACUUCCACAAGAACUCCAAUCGUCUCAUCUGCUCGGCCGUCUUUGGCUUCGAUGACGGCGGGCGGCUGCGGCAGCAGGUCCGCUUCGCCCCCAACGGGCUGGUGGUGACGAGCGUCGACAUCCAGAGCGUGGAACCUGUGGACCAGCGCACCCGUGACGCCCUGCAGCGCAGCGUCCAGCUGGCCAUUGAGAUCGCCACCAACUCCCAGGAGGCCGCUGCCAGGCACGAGGCGGAGCGGUUGGCGCAGGAGGCCCGGGGACGCCUGGAGCGCCAACGGUUCCUGGAUCAGGCGGAGGCUGAGCGGGCGCGCAGAGAGCUGCUGGAGCUGGAGGCCCUCAGCGCGGCGGUGGUGAGCGCGGGGGCGGCGCGAGCGGAGGCACAGGCCCAGGCGGAGGCUGCCCGCAUCGAGGGCGAAGCCGCCAUCCUCCAGGCCAAGCUGAAGGCUGAGGCCAACGGCAUUGAGACG
Messenger RNA from Nipponia nippon (crested ibis), 1884 nucleotides. Lineage: Eukaryota; Metazoa; Chordata; Aves; Pelecaniformes; Threskiornithidae. The record is from RefSeq and is a predicted model, not a curated record.